AAAUAACAAACCAUCCAAAUAAAGCAAAGCAAAGCAAAAUUUUAAGCACCAACUAAGAAUUUGUAGCCCAUCUAUUGAUCGAUGGCGGCACACUUGCUCCUACUCCACGGCCUCAAUCACUCUUUUGUUCCGUGUUACUCAUCGUCGAUCAAUUGCCUCCCCCUGAGAGCAUCUACUUCUUCGCACGGGCAAUGUCCAAUACCUAAAAGCAAGCCUUCUAUGAUGGUUUCUUGCUUGACGAAGAGAAGCCCUCGGAGGAGCACCAAGGCAUUCGCUUCCAUCCCUCACUUGAGGACGGAGAAAUUUUUCGAGCUCGAGCUCAAAGUCAGAGACUAUGAACUCGAUCAAUUUGGAUACGUUAACAAUACGGUGUAUGCCAACUACUGCCAGCACGCUCAACACGAGUUGCUGGGAUCCAUCGGAAUCAAUGCAGAUGCGGUAGCUCGAACAGGGAAUUCUCUUGCAAUCACCGAGAUGGACCUCCAGUACAUCGCUCCAUUAAGAAGCCAUGAUAAAUUUGUUGUGAGAGUUAAGCUCACGGGGAUAUCGACUACCCGAAUGCUGUCGGAGCAAUCCAUCUAUAAAUUGCCUGAUUUUGAGCUGAUAGCGAAAGGAGUUACAAUUACCGUUUGCCUCAACAAAAGUAAUAGACCGACUCGUGUGCCGGACCAGUUUUCAUCGAAAUUACUAGAGUUUUUCUCGAUGGAAUAAGUGGCGCAUGUUCUGUUCUUCAGCAUCAGUAUGCUUAUUAUGGUGCUCUAGCCCAGGGAGUUAGUAAAUUAAUUUCAUCUGAUGGUACGAUGUUUACCUUAAUACAAGUUUUAUUACGAGUAAUUCAAAUGUAGACCAUAAAUAUUAUUUACAAUUUUAUGGUUUUAUUAUUCUAUACAAA
Zingiber officinale is the source of this 892-nucleotide messenger RNA. RefSeq names its product acyl-acyl carrier protein thioesterase ATL4, chloroplastic-like. The transcript has 5 exons. The coding region runs from base 82 to 711 and encodes 209 amino acids. Gene Ontology annotation, cellular component: chloroplast. The record is from RefSeq and is a predicted model, not a curated record. Lineage: Eukaryota; Viridiplantae; Streptophyta; Magnoliopsida; Zingiberales; Zingiberaceae. Gene Ontology annotation, molecular function: fatty acyl-[ACP] hydrolase activity.